CAAGCCGAGAGCGACGCUGACAAGGCCUAUUGGCGACCGCGCGACCGACGUACGGACCGACGAACGAUGGCGACGACGAUUGACGCGCCGGAUCGGAUCGGCAAGGACAACACGCUGACGGCCAAGCUCGCGGGGCUGGACCCGCUCGAUGCGGCCCGGCGCCUGGGCGACGGCCGGGUGCCGUGUGCGCGGAGCAGCCUGCUGCUGGGCAUGGGCACGGCUGGCGCCGUGGCGGGCGUCGGCCUCGUGGCGCGGCGCGGCAUGCUGAGGAGCGCCAAUUGGGGCGUGGGGGCGUUUGUGUUUGUGAGCCUUGUCAGUUGGCAUACGUGCCGCAGCGCAAGGCGGCAGGAGGCCAAACGGAUGAAGGUCAUCGUCGAGGACUUUCAGAAGAAGCGGGGGGAGCGGGCAGCGGCGGCAGGCGAGGGCCGGUGAGGAGGAGACCCAUUCGAGCGCAAGAAAGGCGAUGUAGUGCUCGAUCGAGGUUGGGCUCUGCAAAUUGAAGAAGUCGUCCGGAAGCCCCCAGCACCGAAGCCAGGGGUGAAGACGAGCGCGCGACUUCAAGUCAGCAGGGGCCUGCGCUGAGGAAUGGACCCUCAGUCAAGCCAUAGAUGUGGAAGGAUCUGAUAUCAGAAGAAGAUCAAGAACGAACAAGAACAGCAGAGAGGAAAGGACAGACGCUGCGAAGGAGGCGAAAGAUGGCCCUGCUCUCAGUAACACGAUGUAUAGUACCACGAUUCAUACACUUCUUAUCAAUGGAGCUCCCCCUCUGGGACAGUCGAGAGUCUCAUGUCUCGACUUCUGAAGAGUAAUACACCCUUUCAACUCUC
Molecule: messenger RNA, 827 nt
Organism: Acaromyces ingoldii
Lineage: Eukaryota; Fungi; Basidiomycota; Exobasidiomycetes; Exobasidiales; Cryptobasidiaceae
Exons: 1
Coding region: 67-432 (121 amino acids)
Biological process (GO): mitochondrial respiratory chain complex IV assembly
Cellular component (GO): mitochondrial inner membrane; mitochondrion
Source: RefSeq, a predicted model, not a curated record